AUGAUAAGUUUGGCAUUCUGUUCNUUCUCCUCUCUAGUCGGAUACCUCCAGCCAGAAAAUUUUCCCUUGGAGCUAGUGAAAGAAGCGCUGAAGGAAGAUCUAUCAUUACGUCUAGUUAUUUUUCAGAUUAUCAGAGUAGAAGGGGCUGUACUAGCGUGGUUUUUUCUUUGGCUAGUUUUGGCGUUUAGUUUUCCCUGUGCAAUCAUAACGAAAGUUUGUUGUGAGAAUACGAAUAUGAAACGAUUGGAAGACGGAUCAUCGAUUUUUUCAACCGACAGUAAGGACGAUUGUGGACGUUAUAUCGUUACGAUAUUUUACCACAUUUUACUGGCACUAUUUUUCUUAUUUGUAUCGCUUGUGUUGGCUAGUAACGAGAAAAUAUCAAGAACUGUCAUGAGAGCGCCUCAAGAAACAGUUCACUUACUCGAUGAUGUUGAAAAUUUCAUUAAAGACACCGAGAUGCAAUAUUCCUUUGUAAUAUCCUCGUCCUGGGAAGUAACAACUACAUCCAUAUUUGAACAUCUUUCAGAUGUAGACUACUACUUAGGGAAACCCCUCCAGGAUAAAUUGGACGAAGAAACACAUCUAAGAAGAUCCAUCGGGAAUCUUACCACCCUGCUUUCAGGAUCAGUGGAAGUUACUAACCGAGUUAAGGAGCUUGUAAUGGACUGUAACACAGCAAAAACGAUCAGAGUCGAACUACAAAGCGAACUUACUAACUUUCUCAAGGAACUCAAUAGUAUUAUCCGCAAAUGUACCAGGGAAGAUCAGAGUUUGUGUGACACACUUGCCCUGAACAAACUCGAAGUCGUUUUUAACACUGACGAGAUUCUGUCAGACGCUCGUCUGAAGCACUUGCAAGCUCUAGGCGAGGAAAGUAACUUCAAAAGGAAAGUCGAGGGUCUUCGACAGUCAUUCGAAAGCAUCCCCAAGCGAGUACGCUUAGACACGACAGCAUACAGAUCAGAAAUUGCAAAUGUUCUGCGUAGAAGGAAAAGUAUGGCGUACAAAUCGACCCAAGAUCUGGAAGACUUAUCGAAGAGUCUUCAAAAGAAAAUCAGCACGGCGGCCACGUACGCUACUGAAAUAGCGGAAACAGUGGCGGGGAAGGAUGUCUGGAGAUGGCUGACUAUUAUUGUCCUCUCAAUAGUCCUUUGUCUGAUAUGGUGCCUUUACGUGUGUGGAGCACCUUGCGGUUGUGGCCCAAGCAGACGAACCGUUAUCCUUUUAACUUGCGGUUUAACGUUGUCCUGUCUCUUGUCCUUAUUCCUUUGGGUGGCCGGCAGCCUCCUUUUCCUUUUAGGAGGACACGGCAGGACGAUGAUAUGUCACACGCUGUACGACGAGCAACAAUAUGAAGCCCUGGGGGACAUCCUGGACGCUGGCGGAUUGUUUUACAAAAGAAAAGGAUUUUUCAACAGUUUCCUUGAAAACGACAAGGACGAAAUUCACGCAGGGGAUGUCUUAAGAGGUUGCCAGAAAAACGAUACAGCGUACAGUACAUUUUCGUUAAAGGAUAUGCUUAACAUUGACAAAUUGGCAAACUACAAUCGUUGGCCUGAUUUAACACAGUACCUCAGAAAUAUUUCUGUGGAUUUGUCACGAAUGGAUUUUUUCCCUUCGUCUCUAGAAGAACAUUUGCAGGAACUACAAAUGGCAUCGACUGCUAAUUUAACUAGAUACAGGUCGAAAAUUUUUGAACCUAUUACAAACAAAGACUUGAACUCCUUCGUUGACCAACUUGUCAGCGUAAGUCGACAAAUUAGCGACGCCGCCACCAUCGAAAGCCUCCAAACUCUAACGUUCUCACUUAAACGAAUAAUUAGCGUCGAUUUGGAACCAUUACGGAAAAUGCAAGAUGGAAUUGUGUUCAAACUAACUGAACUGGAAGUGUUACUAGCACCGCUCAAAAUAAGCGUCAAUAAAUCUUUGUCCGACUUGAGAAAUGUUGAGGUUUUUGUAAAGGCUCAAGGUUCAAUAAUUUCCCAACAAACUUCAAAAAGUUAUACUGAUUCUUUGGAGAAUUUUCUCCAACAGAUGCACAACAACAUAAGAAUAAACAUAAUGGAAAAGUAUGGUAAAUGUGGACCUUUGUGGGAUAGAUACGAUGCUGUUAGAAUAACUUUGUGUCAAGCUAUAAUUGCUUCAUUGAACACUCUUAGCAUGUCCUGUUACUUCUUAAUCCUGAUUUUUAUCCUUUUUUCGCCUGUUGUCCUGAAAGUAAUCGCUUACUGCAAGAUUGACCUCGAUGAGAUAAACGGGUCAGUUUCAUACAGACAAAGGGGUAGCAGCUAUGCGAUGAGUGAACAUAGAACAUGGGGCAGUCCUGCAAGGAGUCGAAGCAGAGGGUCACCUGAAGAAGUCACUUCUGUACCUGUCCAACAAACUUUGUGGGCGUCACCGAGAGAGAGCGAUACAGUGCCUCGCCCUCCCAGACCACCAACUGCUCCUAAGAUGGACUCCCCUGACACUAUGCGAUUGGAAAUCCCCACAUUACCAAGAGUUAAACGAUCGCCUACAGGAAAAUCGCCCAGGGCCAGAUACGAUUCCCUGCGUCAAGUUGAGCCCACUUCUAGCAGACUGUCGCAGCUUUCAGCAUCUAAAAGAAGAUGGCUCUAAAGACUUAACGGACACUGCAUACACUAAUUAGAUCUGAACAGUUUUUAUUUUUAUUAUAAUAACUGCAAUUCAGAUGGUCACUUAAUUGAAUUCAUAUAUAGGUAACUUUUGCCCUUUGUUCUACUAACAUUAAUUAAACAAUUUAUCGUUCCGAACUGUCUGUACACGUAGGCAUCGAAAACGAGCUGCCGAAAAAUUGUAGUUAGGCAUCAUGAUGCAACUGGGUGACAAUGCACAUAUCUAACAACUAAUUAUUUCACCAUAUUAACAUUAGACUGUUUUAAAAGGAUGCAAAUUAUUUAAAUUUUGUCCUAUUGUAUACGUAUAAAAGACAGAACUUGACACUUUGUUUCAGUUUAACAUUUGAAGUCGUUCAAUAAUGGAAACUAAGAUCGUUUUCUUCAUAUUUACUUAUUUAGUAUCUUUCGUUCGAUCUAGUCAAAAUGUAGAGAAACUUCCGAAUACUUUUUCAACGAACUACCACUCUCCAGCCAACGAAGUUAGUUCUUCAUUUUAUUAUACACAGAAUCUUCAGUCUCAUAAUUCUCCACCAACAGAGAGCUACAGACGAUUGCAGCAGACCCAUAAUCCCAACAUUCUUGUCAAUCACCCCCAUGGAGCAGCUGAAAACGUUCCCUUUCUUCAAAUCCAUUAUCCUCCAUCUCCAGUGAAAGCACAUCCUCCUCAAUCUUCACUCAACUCCCUACCAGACCAAUAUUUACCACCUUUCAAAUUUAAUUCCCAACCCCUAACAGUCCAAUACUCACCAUCCUAUUUUGAAACAACUACCACGUCACCGAAACCUUCAAUCAACAGCUUCCUCUAUAAUCAAUAUUUACCAUCUGCUACACCGCCCUCAAAUCACUUCUUACCCUCGUCAAUUACUUAUCAACAACAUAUUACCCCUUCGAAUCAAAUCGGUACUGGAAAAAUUCAAAACCCGUUUCUCAUAUCGACCCCAUUCGGUCAACAUAACACAAAAGAAUACCGUGAAACUAACAGUAAUAAUUACUCAAAAAAUCGUAUCAUAUUGUUAUCGUUAUUAGAGAACCAAAAAAAUGAUCAACCAUCUCCGAAAUUUAUCAGUUCUGCAAGAUCGAAGUCAGAAGUUGCUUCAACCCCUACACCAUUGCAAUUCUCUCAAGCGGGAGGAGCUACGUCCCAUGUUGAAUUUAGUAGUGCAGAUGUUAAUUAUAAAUGGUAAUUAUUAUUAUUCUACUUUUGUAAAGAUUACGUUGUUUUUGUUUAUAACUAAUGGUUAAGAAACUCUACGAUUAAUCCGAACCGAUUGUUUUUAAUUAUGUAAAUAAUAAAAAUGUU
Agrilus planipennis (emerald ash borer) is the source of this 3939-nucleotide messenger RNA. RefSeq names its product prominin-2. The coding region runs from base 1 to 2619 and encodes 872 amino acids. NCBI's taxonomy places the organism in Eukaryota, Metazoa, Arthropoda, Insecta, Coleoptera, Buprestidae. Gene Ontology annotation, cellular component: membrane. The record is from RefSeq and is a predicted model, not a curated record. The transcript is spliced from 23 exons.